CCUUGUACUACUGACGCAGGCGGGUUUCAAAAUAAAUUUGAAUUUUUUUUUUUUUAAUAAAAAAAAAUAAUUCCACCAUUUAUUUUUUUAUUGUUUCAAAUACAAGUUGUUUUUUUAAAAAAAAUUUAUGACAUCUAGUCAGUGACGUAUUGAAAUAAUAAUGCGAUAGUUUUUGAUUUAUUCAAGUUUCGUAUUUCGUAUUAGUUUUUUUUGUCAUAUAAAAGUACGCAAAAAUAUUUUGAAUGCAACGCGAGUCAGCCGAAGAAUAAGUGAAGUAAAAUAAGUCGGUAGAUAAAGAUACGGAAGAAUAAAAAAAUAAAAAAUAUAAUAAUAGUGGGGAAAGAAGGAUGGUAGUGAAUUUGCGAUGUGUGUAAUAAUGACUAAGUGGUUUAUUAAAUAGUCAUUGUGAGUGGAGUUAAAUAGUAUUAUUAUAUUGAGGAUGACCAUGACCUCAGGAACAAACAAAUGGGCCUCGAGGGCUGUGGUGAUCCUUCAAUUGGCAGCCUGGAGUGCCGUUGGCAUUGUACUUCUACAGAAAGGCGUGUCAUCUUUGCAAAAAGGAUCUGAGAUGCGAAAUAUUACUCAAACGACGUCUAUCAACACAGCUGGUUAUAAUUCAAUCGACAAAGAUUUAUCAGUAAUAUCAAUAGUAGAAAAUUCAAAACCGUAUCUAUCAUCUGAAGUGUUACCGAAAUCAUCAUCUGGCAGCUCGAAAAUUUUUGAUGCAAAGUUAAUGGCCCACAAGUUAGAAAAAAUAAAUGAAAAAAAUUCACCAAUUGAAUUUGAUGAAGAUAAAGACGGGCCACGUGUUCUAGAGAGUUUGGAUUCAUCAAAAGAUAAAUUGACAGAUUUAAAAAAACCGGGGGUUAAAAAAACCUCGAAAACAAAUUUUUCCGAAUUUGAACCUCAGGGAGAUGCUGAUAAAUUUAAAAGUUCAACUGACAUCAAAGACUCUUCCGUGAAAUUAAUAUUACCCAUGAUGAAUUCUAGCAGUGAAAGGCAGUCAGAAAUAAUUCCAGUAUACGAAGACACAUUUAAGCGAUCUCGUAAUUUUUCAUCUUUGUCGGAAGAUAGCGAGAAAAAAGAAACGAAUAAAACGGUCGUGCAAACGUCAACCGCGAAACCGAGCAUGUGGGAAACGAGGAGAAGAUUAAGAUUGUCGCAUUUGAGUGGCGGUGGUGCUGCUGCAGCAGUUGCUAUGGUCGCAGUGGGUGCUGUCAUGCUGGUCCUCGGCCCGGCGGUUAUCGUUCUGCGUGCGCUGGAUGAACGUCGUCAGGAACGGAGAUUCUUGAAGCUUUCUGCACGUGAUGAUCUACCACCUACUUACGAACAAGCAACUUUAAUGGACGAGGCGCCGAGAUACUCGAGCUUAAGUUUGAAUACUAUUCUUGGACCACCUCCACCUCCAUCACCAACUCCCGCACGAGUACAUCUUGUUUGAUGUACCAAUUUUUGAGAUGGAUAACGGACUACAUAUGGUUCUACCAACGUGUGGAUCUUGUCUGAGUAGUUUUUACUUUUGUUUUGUAUUCGCUAGAUAAUUAAUUUAGGCCGUUAUAGUUUUUUUUUAUCAAUCGGUUCCCCGGGUCGGAAAACGCGGUCUGUUUUAAACGAAAUUUAAAUUUUGAGUGAUUUCUGAUUAAAAUUAGUUUUUAUUUUUAUUUAAUUAACGUGAAAUUUAAUUGAGUCUUGUCCGUACACAGAAAAAAAAUUUUUUUCUUGUCCAAAAAAAUUUUUCUCGGCCCAAGAAAUCCUUUUUUUUGGUACUUUUCCUUAUUAGAUCAUUUUCCGACUUGUUUUCAAUAAUUUUUGGUCUGAUUUUAGUUGCCUGUAGAUCAAAAACAGCUUAAAAUUUUUAUAAAAAUUUAAAUACAGUCUAAUUAGACUAAAAUCAGAUCAAAUUAUUCGACCCAGGUCAUUUUGUUCAGUAGUCAUUACAGAGCUUAAGUUUCCUGAUUAUUUUUAGGUCUGAUAAAUUUUUAAAAUCUCCAGGAAUUUUAUUUUGGGCUCAUCUCCAAUUAAAAUUCUCUAAGAUAAUUUUUAUUGUAAAUAAUUUUUAAUAUCUAGUGAAAUAAAAAUUUUUAUUUCAAUUUUCGAGAUCGAAAAUUUUCGAUGUUUAGAUCGGAGUAUGAAAUUUUUUUACGUUGCCCAGAAAAUAAAAUUUCCUUUAGAAAUUUUUUAAGUUUAAAAAUCGCGCCCCUAGAAAAGUGUUUAGUAUUUCGAGGGCUAUAAAUAUUUAGAGAACAAUAACGAAUUAAAACGCGAAUUUAAGGUAAUUAAUUAAUUCAAAAUAUAAUUAAAUAUCCAAAUAACAUAUCUAAUAAAUAUAUCACAAAUAAACGUUAUAAUAUUCAAAUUGCGUGUGUGCGUUUUGUGAAAACGAUAGUGUUGCAAUUUAAUUAAAGAAAAAAAAAAAAUUAUGUUCUUUAAAUGUUCCGUUUCAAAAAAAUACUAAAUCGACUUUAAUUAUUAUUAAUUUUUUAAAAAUGAACAUAAAAUUUAAUUCCAAAUCGCGGUUCGUCCAAAAUUAGUAAGUUGACGCGGAACAUUUUUAGAAAAUUUUUUACAUGGAAAUUAUUUAAUAUUUUAUGUUCAUAUACAAGUGUUCUAAUUUCCGUCCGCUAGCAUCAUUUUGAUCAUUCAACCAUCAGCGAAAAAAAAAAAAUAAAUAUAACCGGUUUUAAUAGUGACUUAUACAUCUAGUAGAAUCGGUAUUAUAGUCGAUGUCACUAGAUGUAUACAAUAGAUUAUGUAAUGAAUGCAUGAAGGAAAACGCUGUUAAAUGUCUAAAGUCCGCUUCAUACAGUCAGAGAUAAAAAUAAUUUAGUUUAUUUUAUUAAAAAAGAUUUAUACUUUAUGAAAUUGGAUACUAUUCACUUAACAAAACUUGACUCAAUAAAAAAAAUCAUCUUUGGUGUUAUGUCGUAUCUAUUAGGGCGGAUGUUUAUUAGGCAGAUCCCGUAGACACAGAUGCAUUAAUGAUCCAGAUCACAAUGAUUAAGAUCCAAAAGAUCAAGAUUCCCGAUAAUACGAAUAAUCACCCAAAUCCUAAUGACAGGGGUUGACUUUCAUACUUACUGACCGUAAAUCUUGAAUCUAAAAGAAAAUUUUUAAUUCAAGAAUUUCUAUUGAUUUUCUUAGACGAUGACAUGUCCUGAUUUUUUAUAGAUUUUCUUAGACGGCGACGUCCAAAUUUUCUUACAGUGACAAGUAUCCUGGUUUUCUGUAGAUUUUCUUUGGAUUUUCUUAGACAGCGACGUCCUGAUUUUCUAUAGAUUUUCUUACACUGUGACAAGUCCUGAUUUUCUAUGAAUUUUCUUAAACGGUGACAAGUGUCCUAAUUUUCUAUAAAUUUCCUA
This is a messenger RNA of Microplitis mediator, 3359 nucleotides long. RefSeq lists its product as uncharacterized. Bases 440 to 1441 code for a protein of 333 amino acids. The transcript has 3 exons. The record is from RefSeq and is a predicted model, not a curated record. NCBI's taxonomy places the organism in Eukaryota, Metazoa, Arthropoda, Insecta, Hymenoptera, Braconidae.